Molecule: messenger RNA, 891 nt
Organism: Dacryopinax primogenitus
Lineage: Eukaryota; Fungi; Basidiomycota; Dacrymycetes; Dacrymycetales; Dacrymycetaceae
Product: voltage-dependent ion-selective channel
Exons: 4
Coding region: 1-891 (296 amino acids)
Biological process (GO): monoatomic anion transmembrane transport
Cellular component (GO): mitochondrial outer membrane
Molecular function (GO): voltage-gated monoatomic anion channel activity
Source: RefSeq, a predicted model, not a curated record
AUGUCUGUUCCUCAACCUGUCCCCCCUUCCUGGAAGGACCUUGGCAAGUCUGGCAACGACCUGCUCGGGAAGGACUACCCCAUCUAUGGCACCAACCUGGAAGUCAAGACUCGCACGCCAUCAAAUGUCACAUUCAAAGUCGCCGGUCUCCGUGAUUCCAAGUCCACCGCCAUUAACGGUGAUAUCGAGGCCAAGUAUGUGGACGCCAAGAACGGUGUCACCUUCACACAAGCCUGGACAACUGCGAACGUGCUCAAAUCCCAGGUCGAGCUGGAGAAUCAGAUUGCGAAGGGCCUUAAGAUCGAUCUGAACGCCUCCCUUCUCCCUGACAAGGCUGAGAACAACAAGAGCGCUCAGAUUGGCAUAGUCUAUAAACAGCCUGCCCUACAUACCCGUGCUGUUCUGGAUCUUUUCAAGGGUCCCACAUUCACUGCGGACACCGUUGUUGGCCGUGAUGGUUUCCUUGUUGGCGCGGAGGCGUCCUAUGAUGUGACGAAGGGAAUGGUUACCCGCUACGCCGCUGCUGUUGGGUACAGCGCUCCGGAGUAUGCCGUCACCCUUCAUGGCCUGGGCAACUUGAGCACAUUUGCUGCUUCUUACUACCACAAAGUGAACCGUGACGUUGAGGCCGGCGCCAAGGCUAUCUACGACACGAAGUCCACUCAUGGUAAUGUCAACCUUGAAGUCGGUGCGAAGGCUUAUCUCGAUACCUCGGCGUUUGUCAAAGCGAAGAUCAACAACGCUGGAGUCCUCUGCCUGGGAUAUACGCAAGGACUCCGUCCUGGAGUGAAGGCUUCUUUUGGUCUUGCUCUGGACACUCAAAGGUUGAACGAUACUGCUGGCGGCCAGCCAGCUCACAAGGUUGGUGCUAGCUUCACAUUUGAGGGAUGA